Molecule: messenger RNA, 1794 nt
Organism: Styela clava
Lineage: Eukaryota; Metazoa; Chordata; Ascidiacea; Stolidobranchia; Styelidae
Biological process (GO): protein O-linked glycosylation
Cellular component (GO): Golgi membrane
Molecular function (GO): hexosyltransferase activity
Source: RefSeq, a predicted model, not a curated record
GUUAGAUGCCGGAAUACUUCUAACGUAAACCGGUUGUAACGCUUGUACAUGUGAACGAUUAGACGUAAACUAUGAAUUCAGAUUAUUGGCAGUUCAGAUGUCUUAUGUCGCUACUUGUCAGGUUAUUAUGUAUUUAAUAAGUAAAGCAUCCAUGAUUGCUAAAUUAUCAGAAAUUGUUCAUGCUAAUAAGCAUAUUAUCCGAGGAGCGAUUGCCGGAAUACUCUUUGGAUUCGUAUAUAACUACGGUCGAAUGGGAUGUCUGAUAGGACGGAAUGCGUUAGAAGAGCUGUAUAAAACGAACGAGCCGGAUAUACCAGAAAUGUUUUUGCAAAAUCUAUCAAGCCCAAAUAUUCCAACACCAGGAGAUGACGGAUUUCGACAAAUACCAUGGCGAAUGAAAGAUAUUAUAGAUAAUAAUUCGAAAGAAAAAUAUUCUAUGAUAUUCAUUGUAACAAUGGCCUGCUUUGAUGUAAAGCGGAGAUUCAAUGCUCGUUUAACUUGGGGUUCUAUCAGCAAUAUUGAAGAAAAACGAAUCGGCGUGAUAUUUGUCGUCGGAGAUGGUAUAACGGCCAGUCAUAAUAAAGUGUUGAAUGAUGAAAACAAAAUUUAUGGUGACAUAUUGCAGACUAACACCAAGCAAAAUGAUAACCAAAAAUCAAUUUUGCUAUUGUCUGGUUACCAAUGGAUUAUCCAAAACUUGUGGGGGCAAACUGAAUAUGUUAUUAACAUGGACAGUAACAUUUUCCCAUACCUCCCAAAUUUAUAUGAAUAUAUUAUGAGAAUAGAAAAAUAUCAAAAACAAAAUCUUAUUCACUGCGGGUUUGGAAUGAAAAGACCUCGACGUAAACCUAGGGAUCCAAGUUUUCCGAACUAUGUGUACUUGAAUGAUUAUAACAAACCAUUUUUUCCGUCUCACUGUGAAUCAAAUCUUGUUGUUUCAUCUUUCGAUAUGAUUCGAAAUCUUUACGAAACGGGUAUUCUUACGAAAAUGACUGAAGUAGGUCCAGACGUUCACAUUUGGGGCAUCUUGAGGGAGAAAAUUCGUAAAAACCAACAACAGGAAAAGAUGAACAUCAUAAGUCCUGAGGAAUUUCUCAACACAAGUGACGCAAAAAUUAUUCUUCCAUUAGCUUUUCAAAUUCCAUCUUUAAUUACAAAGGGCAAAAACCCUUACAACUCAUACUGGAAUAGAACAAAAUCUGGGUUCCUCAUUAGCGACUCAGAAACCGUCAAAAAUAACAAUAAAGAGAACCGUGUCGUACUGAGGAAGGCAAAUUUGAGUGAUAAAACCACGGCUGAUAGAGACUUUAAAUCAUUUGUUUAUAGGUGGAACCGAUUGCCUAUGAGAAUUGUAUAAUAUAUAUGCUUGAAGAACCUGAAAUAUUUUUAUAAUAUAACGCGUCAGAGGCGAUGUAACAACUCUAAACUGUCAAUAACGCUGUAGCUUUCGAAAGCAAAUAACUGGCUAACUAAUCCCAUACCCGACCUGGACUAGUAACCGGACGGGAGGCCGUGGUUUGCCAUAUGAUUAAGCCGUUUCACCGGUUUCCCUAAUCCCGGGAUAAAUAGGUAAGCCCUAUCAUAUCCUAGUUGUGCCUAAUUUAGUUACUUUUUUAUGCUAAUACCAACCUGCAUCAGCUAGGUGUCGCUGCUUGAAGAUCUCUCUAGGAGUCUAGGUUCCUCGCGACUCCGUCACACAUUAACACGAUCAGUAUAUUUUAUUUGUCGUUAUACAGUUCCUAUCUGCUUGUUUUUUUGUGAUGACAAAUAAAAGAUUGAUUUCUGUUGCCUCUG